GAUCUUUGCUACAGCUCCCGCAUUCCUAAAUCUUUGGAAUGUGGUCGUCGUUAGUCAGCAAUUUCAUGCAUCCGUCGAGAUUGUAAUCGACGGUUGCAGCUCAAUUGCAAUAAAUUAAUUACAUGGCAUGCUGGUAGCAGAACAUUCCCCAAAUCUGGAAUAGACUGCCAUUGCCAAAUACCCCCAGCUCGUCUCUUGGAUCGUGGGAACUUUACUUGAUAAUUUGUGAUCAACUGGAAUAUCUAUACUUCGCCCUGGGACAAUACAACCUGCUAAGCAUUAACUGGCUCUGAGUGUGGAGCGAAAGCAAUGGAUUCUUCUUCUGCUGAUUCUUCCUCUGUUGUAACCGACAAUUCUCUCGCAAGCUUGAAGUUGAGAUUUAAAUCAUCGAAGCAAUUCUGGAGACUCUUCCGAAGAGGCUUCAUCCGAUGGCUUAUUACAUUUGUUUUGAUAUCUCUUCUUUAUGUAACAAUUCGAAUCGUUUCAAAGGACCAAGAUAUGACUGAAGGAGAGAAGCAAUUUUUCAACGCUGUCUCUCUCUAUCUGGUUUUAAUGAUUGGAAUGAGUCUUACUUUUGGGUUUGAGGCCAUGGCAAUAGACCUAAGAUGGUGGAUUUUAAGUAGAAAGGAAAGAAGUCUAAGAGACGUGAGUUUCAUUCAUGGCCACACUCAUUCAAUGGCUCCUGUUGAAUAAACCACAAGAUCGAUACAAUUUUACACGCUGAUAGCCUUACCACUAUUGCUAGCCUCCUUGGACGCACAAUUUGGUAUAAGAUUAGACAUUUCACUUGGGAUUGGGAUUUGGGCACUAUGAUUAUGUCGUGUUUACUUUGGAUUCUUCUCAAUAUCGGUGCUCAAGUGGCCAUAGCAUCUGUUGGGCUUACAUAUUCGGUUGAUACUGCUGAGAAGAUGGCUCAUAUGUCUCGUGGGAAUGUUUCUUAUCCUAAUAUGACACAAUUCUUUCCUGUAAAGCUUCCAAAUGGUAGAUCUUCAAUAAACAACUUGGGCGCACAACAAUACACAGCAAACAGUUUUGGUAUGAUGGCUUUGAAUUUGUGGUCUACCACUCAACCAAUUCCUGAACCAGCAACAAUUUACAAAUCUGGGUUGACAGCUGAUUUAUUCGGGAUUGAUAAAAAAAGUUGGGCCUUUGUAUUCAUGGAUACUUCUUCUGAUGGUUCAACUUCUGCGUACUCGGAUCGUACCAUUAAGUCCACAUCAAGUUGUGAAAGUUAUUCUGUAAUAGAUGGAGGAAAUGGCAAUUUUACAAAUUUGACAAUUAGUAAAAAUGGAAAAUCAGAGGGCUCCAAGGUUAGAUUACCAAUCGCCGCUGGACCAGAUCAGACAACAUUCUUCACAGUACCAUUUACAACAUGCGGCGAAGGUUGCAGCAUUGUUGAAGCACUCGAGGCUUCCGCCAACGAACCUUGGUAUUAUAAAUGUAACAUUACAGUUGGUCCUGUUAUCAACGCCCAAAACGCAAAUCAAGAAGUGUCUCUACCACUCCGCCAUAUGUCAUCAGCUGCAAUCGCUCUGCAGGGCUAUGCAGCUAAUCCCAAGCUAAAUGACACUCAAUAUCGAAUAUACGUCUCUGAAUCUACCUACGGCUAUCCGCGAAAUGGAUCUGCAGAUGAUUUUGGAUAUCAAAUAUCGUAUUUUGCUAUUGGUGCCAUAGCUGCUGCUGCGAAUUCCAAUAACCCCUCAAUAUACGCGAUUGGAGAUCGGCCAAUUAUAGGAACUCAGCUCAAAAUCACUCAACAUGUUCUUCUCUUGGGACUCUUGAUUGGUCUCGUUUCUGUACAAGCGGCCUGUUUUGUAACAACGGCGUUUGUGGCAAAUAGAGUAGUAGUUAAAGAUGAAAGUGUUUUUUCUACAGCGAGCAUACUGCGACCGGUGAUGAGUUCUUUGGGAGAUCAUGGGAACGUUGCGGAGGGGAAACAGAUAUGUGAGGUUCUUAGUCAUUUGAGGUUAAGAUAUACGGCUGUUCGGGACGAGAAGGAUAGGUCUGUGUGGAAAGUGGGAAUUAGCAAUGCUGAAAGGCUUAAGAGAUUUCCGGAUCUAAAAGUGUAUGAUUGAUUUGUAGUUUUGUUUCUCUGGUUUGGAAAUGGAUGGAUAAAUUCCGAGAAGGGUGCGUAAUACUUCGCUGUGGCAUCUAGAUUUACUUGGAACGUUAACCUAUUGCUUAUUUUUUGAUAGACCAACUACAAUAUCUAGCAAGAAAUCA
Molecule: messenger RNA, 2223 nt
Organism: Botrytis cinerea B05.10
Lineage: Eukaryota; Fungi; Ascomycota; Leotiomycetes; Helotiales; Sclerotiniaceae
Exons: 5
Coding region: 810-2075 (421 amino acids)
Source: RefSeq, a predicted model, not a curated record